AACCGCGAGUAUAUAAGAGUGGAGGAUUGAAAACAGAGCAAAGCUGUUACUGCACAUCUGGGAGUCAAGAGAACAUUUUGACUUACCACAAACAGCCAAACUGAAAGAAGACCCUUGGAAGAGGCUUGGGAGGACCACCAUGAACCCCCCAUUCCUGUCCUUGUUCUGUGUGGGGCUCUGUGUUGGUCAAGGAGACAUAAGAAAUGAGUCACUUCCCAGGCCCUCCAUCAGUGCCUGGCCCAGCUCGGUGGUUCCUGCCAACAGCCAAGUGGCACUGCGAUGCUCAGCUCCUACCAAGGAUGGAAACUUUGUUCUCAGAAAGAACGGACGUCCUGUGAGGUCCAUGCCAUCUCCUGACUCCCCAGGGGGCCUGGCUGAGUUUCACCUCGCUGAUCUAAAAACCAGUAAUGCUGGAGAGUACGCCUGUGAAUACUACCGAACAGGGAGCUUCCACAUACGGUCACCGCCCAGUGAUGUCCUUUUACUACUAGUGACAGGAGACUUCCAGAAACCUUCCAUCCAAGCCCACAAAAGGGGUAAGGUGACCGCAGGAGAAAAGGUGACCCUGAAGUGCCAAGCGCCAGAGUAUUUGACUGGGUCUAUAAGGUUUGCUCUACUGAAGAAAGGAACUUCAACACCCAUAGAGCUCCAGAGUCCAGCAGGAUAGGAGACAGACUUCUCCCUUCACAAUGUGACAGUCGGUGACACUGGGAACUACAGCUGUGUGUACUUCCAGACCGUGGCUCCUUUCUGGGCCUCAGAGCCCAGUGAUCACCUUGCGAUCUGGGUGACAGCCAGGGAUUCUCUUCUAGAAGAGACCGAGUCUUCCAACAGAGCAGGAACAACACUAGGGACCACUGAAAUCAUCCUCAUCGGCAUCUUCACCUUACUCUUCCUCAGUUUCGCAGCCUUCCUCAUCUACAGAUACUCCUGCUGUGGGGCAGCUCCUGACAAGAUGACUAAAAGCUCCCGCUCUUCUAAGAAACCUGAAGAAGUGGUGACAGAUGCGUAUCCAGCUGUGAAGAGCUGCUCUCCUGCCCUGGAGGAAGGAGCUCAGCUGUCAAGAGCUGAAGAACCUCAUGGAGUGACGUAUGCUGAGCUGAACACCAGAGCCCUGAGUGAGGGCCCUGCUAGCCAGGUGAAGCAGCCUCUGGAGACCUGUGUGUACUCAGCCCUCAAGACGUAGCCAGGAGAAGGACUGCAGCCAGGAAGAACCUCUGACAAGGGAGUGGGUGAUUGUGGGGAGCCAUAAUUUCUUGUUAUUCUGUAGCCUUGCAGACUGGCUCAGUUUAUGGUUAACUUGUUUUAGCUCUUAAGGCAUUGUCUCUGCCUACACCUGGAGGGUGCUUGCAAGCUGC
Molecule: messenger RNA, 1358 nt
Organism: Rhinolophus ferrumequinum (greater horseshoe bat)
Lineage: Eukaryota; Metazoa; Chordata; Mammalia; Chiroptera; Rhinolophidae
Product: T-cell-interacting, activating receptor on myeloid cells protein 1-like
Exons: 10
Cellular component (GO): plasma membrane
Source: RefSeq, a predicted model, not a curated record